AUGAUUGCUUCUUUCAGCUGCUGGGACGACAAAAGCAUCAGCCGGCGCCCCAGGCCGCUCGGUGGCUGUGCAGUGCGAGAGGGGGUGCGUGAGGCGCUAUGCGCCGGCUCCUCCUCGUCAGUCCGCCGGCAGCAGCACAGCCGCCCAGUUUACCAGGGACCAAGCCCCCAGUCACGUCUAGGUUACACUGCAGGAUCUGGGUCACUGGGACAGAGCUGGUAUGACAGGUGGAAACCAUGCCUUAUGUUGGCCUGCUGUGAUUUGCAUCCUAAACUGGAGCAAAGGCCAAGGUCAGGCCAAGGUCGAGACUGGGGCCAAGCAGAGGACUGGGUUGAAAAAAAUGAUGAGGACCAAAAGAUUGAACAAGAUGGCAUCAAACCAGAAGAUAAAGCUCAUAAGGCCGCGACCAAAAUUCAGGCUAGCUUCCGUGGACACAUAACGAGGAAAAAGCUCAAAGGAGAGAAGAAGGGUGAUGCCCCAGCCGCCGAGGCGGAGGCAAAUGAGAAGGAUGAAGCUGCCGUCGCCGAAGGCACGGAGAAGAAGGAGGGAGAAGGCUCCACUCCCGCGGAAGCCGGCCCCAAGCCCGAGGAGAAGACCGGCAAAGCCGGCGAAACUCCUUCCGAGGAGAAGAAGGGGGAGGGCGCCCCCGAUGCUGCCACAGAGCAGGCAGCCCCCCAGGCUCCUGCCCCCUCAGAGGAGAAGGCCGGCUCUGCUGAGACAGAAAGUGCCACUAAAGCUUCCACUGACAACUCGCCGUCCUCCAAGGCCGAAGAUGCGCCGGCCAAGGAGGAGCCUAAACAAGCCGACGUGCCUGCUGCUGUCACUGCUGCUGCCGCCACCACCCCUGCUGCAGAGGAUGCUGCUGCCAUGGCAACAGCCCAGCCUCCAACGGAGACUGCGGAGAGCAGCCAAGCCGAGGAGAAGAUAGAAGCUGUAGAUGAAACCAAACCUAAGGAAAGUGCCCGGCAGGAUGAGGGUAAAGGAGAAGAACGUGAGGCGGACCAAGAACAUGCCUGA
Molecule: messenger RNA, 1017 nt
Organism: Budorcas taxicolor (takin)
Lineage: Eukaryota; Metazoa; Chordata; Mammalia; Artiodactyla; Bovidae
Gene: GAP43
Product: growth associated protein 43
Exons: 4
Coding region: 1-1017 (338 amino acids)
Biological process (GO): axon choice point recognition; axon regeneration; regulation of growth
Cellular component (GO): cytoplasm; postsynaptic density; plasma membrane
Molecular function (GO): lysophosphatidic acid binding; calmodulin binding; phosphatidylserine binding
Source: RefSeq, a predicted model, not a curated record